This is a messenger RNA of Cuscuta campestris, 9306 nucleotides long. The record is from the annotation of a GenBank genome assembly. Lineage: Eukaryota; Viridiplantae; Streptophyta; Magnoliopsida; Solanales; Convolvulaceae.
AGAGAGAGAGAGAGAGAGAUGGAUCUGAUCCAUUCUCUAAGUUGAAAAUUGUGAAGCCGGACGGGAGAUGCCGAAGGAGAUCAGUAUUGGGCUAGGAUCAGAACCCUAAGAUCUAAUUUCGGCGACAACUACGGACGAUGAGGUUUGGGGUUGUGGAAGACGACCACUAUGAAGGCAGGGGACAACUCAGACGGAAAUAAAUUUUCACCUAUGAUGGUUUGAUAUUUUCUUCAUUGUCUUAUGCUACAAGUUGUGAUUUGCCAAAAAAGAUUGCAUUGCAUAAGGAAAUCAGGUAUGAAUGAACCUAUUGUUGUUGCUGAUGCUGUCCUGGAUGAAGUUAGAUAGCAAAACCAGGAUAUUGUCUGCUACAUGUCUACAUAGUCGUUGUAGCUAGGAACAAAGUAGGAAAAAAAAGACGAGGAGCUAAAUUCCAAAUUUUUAAGGUAAACUUUAAAUUACAUCUUUACGUGUGUUAACUGCUCAUAAAAAAUUAUGUUAAAAAAGGUUUGAGUAAUAUUUUUAAAGGAGUUUGUUUCAACAACAUUUUCAUUUUUUAUAUGUGAAGAAGUCAAAAAAUUUGGGUAGAUGCCUGCGACUACAACUAAGAAAGUGUUAUUCUUUAAAAGAAUGGAAUGAUAUCAUUCGAAUUAGUAUGAAGCUACAGUAUUUCUUCAAAUGAAGAGUAUGACAUCAUUUCCUAAGUAUUUGUUCAAUUGUUUCAUCAUCUAUAAAUGAAUAUCUGUUAGGAACAUUUGUAAAUAUAUUUGUUCAGCUGAUGUUAGAUUGGUGGUCCAGGUAAUCGUUAACAAAUGAAAUUUCAGCUUUGUUAUUGCUCACAUAUUUUAUCAUUUACUUCCAUUAUUAAAAAAUGAACAGAUAAUGGAGCAAUGUUUAAGAGUACUGCACUUUUAGUGUUUUUAUAGACAUUAUAUUAAAAGACAUUAUAUUCUAUUUUUUUCAUGUUGCCAUCAUCAUGCUUUUCUUCUAAGCUCACUGCAGUAGGCCAAUCAACACCUGUAACUGUUUCACAUCAUUUUAAGAUCUUUUCGAUUCUCUUUUUACAUUUGAAUAUGAGCUUGCAAACCAUGAGUGCCAAUCAUUUUUGUUGUGGAACUGAAUCAAGGGUAAAGUCUUUGUCUAUUUGAAAAAAUGGUUUUAUUGAGUCUCAACAAUGAAAAAAAUAUGUGAAUCAUAAAACCUCAGGUUAGAUUUUCUAUUUAUCAUCUUUAAAAAUUUUAAUGUUUUAUAUUCAAAGAGAUAAUGCUGUUUUAAUUUGGGGAGUGUAAUGAUGACAUCUCAUAAAAUGACUAUUUAUCCUACAGAUUUGUAGGUUGAGCAGAAUAUGGAUGCCAAACAUGCUUGAGUAGGUCUGCAAGAACAAAAAUAACUCUAUUCCAGCGCGAAGACCCAUCAUAAGAUUGCUAGCUCCCAGCAACAUAAUCAUGAGGUAACCAAGAAACAAAGAGUGCACUGGUUGAAGAAGAAAAAGAAGAGUUGAGGAUAUGGGAGGAUGUGGAUUUACAACAAGAGGGUAAAGACCAGCCUGUUCCCAUGUCUUUGGAGCAGACAGAAGCACACUCUAUUGAAAAGGCCCUCAUGAUUAUGUUAUUUGCCCCAUCCUGACAAAGAAGAGACUGGAAGAGAGAUUGCUCAGUUCAUAUUUGGGUUUGAACAAUCAAUGAGUGUUGCUAAUGGAGUGGGUGGAUGGGUUGAGGUUGACACAUGAUAGUCCACCAAACUUUUAUCUAAAUUGCUUCAUUGCCUUUUUCUUCUACUUAGCAUAUCAUACAAGAUAAUACUCCAUGGCAGGUUUUGGAUCUAUAAUUAGUAAUGUAGACGUCUUUACCACUGUCAAGGAUACAAGUACUACUACAAUGGUUAGUGUUGGUUUCAGUCCUCAAAGGCGACCUAAGCAAACAAGAGAUUGCACAUGUUCAAUUUAGCUAAUGAGAAAUUGGACUGACUUGGAAUCCAUGAAUGUAACAUAAUGCCUCACUCAGUCCUCAAUGGUGCAAACAUCGCCUUAAAGCUGGAAUUCUUAACAUGAAUAAAUGAAGAUGGGACCUUACAAGCAGUAUCAUUAACAUUUUUGUUUCAUCCUUUUGAGGGUCUGAGCCCUACCUUGCUCAUGGUAGACGGCGGCACAACACAGAGAAGAUGGUCAUAUGGUUAUGUAUUUAUAUGAUAAUUUAGUAUAUGAUGACAAGUUGGAUUGUCUCAUACAAAAGAGCAAACUCGAGUGGUAUGUACUCCAUAUCUAUAAAAUAAAUUAUGAGUUCGUUUGGUAAGCACAAGUGGUUCUAGAUUAUGAUGGGAAUGAUUAAGAGCAAGUGAAAUGAGCUGGGAGUUUCGACUUCUCUCUCCUUCCUAAAUUAUGUCACAUUCCAUGCUAUUUGGUUUGGCGGGAUAUACUAACGUACCGCAUAGUGUAUCUCUUUUGAGGUUUAUUCGUUUUUUUCUGCACGCUCUUUGGUUGUCCGAACUCUUUUGCUAUUAUUACUAAUUACUAUGUGUUCAUAUUAUGUUUAUUUACUAGCUAGGGACUAUGAAUGGGAAGAAAACUUUUCAAUCUCUCUUUGCCUUUGGAUGUGUUCUAAGGCCAUGGGUAUCGUUAGAACACGUCUAAAGGCAAAAAGAGAUUGAAAAGUUUUUCUCUCGUUCAUAGUCCCUAGCUAGUAAAUAAACAUAAUAGCAAAAGAGUUCGGACGACCAAAGAGCGUGCAAAACAAAAUGAAUAAACCUAGGUAAAUAUACACUAUGGGGGUACGUUAGUGUAUCCCGCCAAACCAAAUAGCAUGGGAUGUGACAUAAUAUAGGAAGGAGAGAGAAGUUGAGACUUCCGGCUCAUUUCACUUGCUCUUAAUCAUUCCCUUCGUAAUCUGCAACCACGUGUGCAUACUAAACGGACUCAUAAUCAAUUUUAUACAUAUGUAGUAUAUAUUACUCAGGUAUUGUACAUUAUCAUUAUUUUUUGUGAGUACAUUGUACAUCACAUUGUCAUUAUUUUUUAAGAGCAAACCUGAGUCGUUCAACAGGAUCUGCUAAAGGGAAGCCUAAGAUAGAGUCUUAUAACAAAGAUCUUAAAAAAGGUUAUGGGGCUUUGAUAACUCUUGCGAAAGUGUACUUGCUCAUUCUACCAUGCACUGUUUUAAAAGUAGAUUCUGUGUGAUUAUUAACUUUUAUGUAAUCUUCGUAGGUUUAAAAUUCUUCUGCGGAUUCUAUUCUUGGGCACACUGACCUAUAGAAAAAGAUAUAUGUUGAAGCUUCUGUUGAAGAAACUCAUGCCAAAGAGGAGAAGAAAAAAAAAGGAAGCAACUGGAGAAGAUGAAAAAGGAAGCAACUGUUUCAAAGGACGAAGGCGGUGCUUCAAUAGAACCUGAAAGGAAAGAAAAGGAGAAGAAAAAGAAGAAGAAACAUUCAUCCGAGAGCGAGCAAGUUGAGAAACAAGAUGAUAAUGUCAAAGCUGGAAAGAAGAAAAAGAUGUCUGAAGAUUAAACGUAAGAUGUCUUAUGGAGGAAGUGUAGAUGUAGGGGACAGAUGCCUUUAGUUUGUUGUUAGACUUAACAAGUUAGCUGCUGUAAGUUUUAUGUGUUAAAUAUGACACUCCAAGUUGUUUGAUUAGGUGGUUUAAAUUUUUAGAAAUCAUACUAAAACAUAGAGAAAAGUACCAAAAUAGGACUUUCAUGUUUUUUUUUCCGGAAUAGGACUUUGCACUGUGGUAAUGUGACUUUGCAUUGUGGUAAUGUGGCAGUGUACAUGUGCAAAUUACUAUACUUUUUUGGUAAUGUAUAUGACCAUGUUUGGUAAUCAAUUUUUUGCUUUAGAUUUUAAGGAGUAGAAAUUCGGGAAGUCAAAACUCAAAAUUAUACUCCGUAUAGAAAAGUCAAAGAACACGAAAUGGGGACCUGGGGCCUCCCUUCCAUUACUCUUUCUUCAUUCAAAUCACCCCCACCCCCUCCCUUCUGAUUUCUAAAAUCCGUUUGCUAACGCGCGGCCAUGGUUUCACAUCCAGCCCCUCACGCCGCCCCAUCCUCUCUCUAAAACCAUACAUAUGCAUUCAUAUCUCCAUCCUGUAUAUCCUGAUUCCGAAUUUUUGUUUUUACUUGCACGCGAAGUCUCUAAAUUAUUCGCGUUGAUUGUUUUCGCCGCGUUCUUCUUCCUCAGACUGCUGCUGAAAUCUUAUGAAGGUUGCUCUAUCAUAUGUUAGUGGGAAUAUAAAGUUGGAUCAUUGCUUAGUGUUAUAUUCCCUUGCAAACAGCUUUUCGUACUUCGUACUUGUGAGAUUAUUGUAAUGAUUUCUCAGACAUUGGUUGGUGAAAAUGUCUGUGGUUGUAACAAAAAAUCAUCAUCAACAGUUAUAAAGUUGUCACCCUCUACCAAAUCAUCUGAACCAUUUUCCGGGAGAGAUGACAAGCUGUCAAAGAGCACAGGUUCAGUUAAUGCGUCAGGAACUGAUGUGCUUUCUACUGCUUUUGACUAUGUAAAUAUAGCACAACUGUCUGAACAUAAGUAUGGGAAAAUAAGAGGUUCCCCUAAAUCUGAUGAUGCAGUGGAGAGAAAGUGUUCUGAAAUUGUAUGCAUGACUCCAUGCGAGUGUGGGCAGAAAGGUUUACUGCUGCAUAAUGAAUUUAAACAACCUGCAAGAAAUACCCGGAGGGAAGCAGCUAAAAGAGUAGCAUUUGAUAUUGACAAUUUGAGUAUCAUGCGUCGGAGAAGAACCUCAUGCAGAAAGCAAACACGAGCGUCUGUUUGGGGAUCUUUGAGAGAUGCUAUACAAGCUUUUGGUGGGGUUGAGACACUUAAAAGUGAUAAAAGGAAGUCAAGAAGAGCAAAGCGUUGCCAGAAAAGUGAAAAGAAAGGCAAGAAUCAGGCUGCGCAAAGCUUGCAAAAGUCAAUGACAAAGACUCGCAUCUGUUUAAAAAUAAAAUUUGGGCAACGAUCUCUCAUGGAUAUUCUCCCACUUGUUGAAAAUGGUGAGGAAACUUAUUCUUCUAUUUGUUAUGAACCAACAAAAGGUUCAGAAAAUAUUGGUGAUCUGUUUGUGGACAAGUUGAACAGAAGUUCACGGUUAAAUGGGCUCAAUGAAAGUUCAGAUAAUUCUUUUAUGUUGUAUGAUGCUUCUGCUACAAAUGCAUGUCUUGCUAGCAAGAGCAUUGUUGAAAGUCCAACUGAGAAAUAUUUGGCGAGUCGUCAUGAGUCACCUUCCCAAGCCGCGGCAGUCAAACCAGAAACACCCGUUGAUGACAUGUGCUCAAAUCCUGGAACUUCUCCUGAUUCCGAAGUUAUCAAUCUCAUGACUGAUGCUCAUAUCAGUUUAAAUGGUCUAGGUAACUUACGUGUUUUAAUGUCAACCCAACCAAGUGUUGCUGGUGGAGAUGUUGAAAGUAUUUGUAUGCUAGAGAACUGCCAUACAAAGGAAAAUAAAAACGACAAGUUUAACAAAACAGUUGAUUGCAGUGUAAAAGCUACCAUCCAUAGUUCAGAAAUUAUGAGCACUGAGCAAACAUUGGUACGAGGAGAUAUCAAGGGCAAUGACUCUUAUCAUGACCAGAAAGACAUGUCUAUUGUAACCACAGCUGAAAAUGCACGUCGCAGUGUGUCUAGCAUUGAGCUGCAACCCUUGUCUAAAAUGGAUGACUUUCAAAUGUCUUCUGCUCCUGUGUUUGAAGAUAGCGGAGAGAUAAAUCAUUGUCGUAGUCUUGAUACUCGUUCACUGGUGUUACAGAUGCCUGAAAAACCACAUUCUUCUCUUGAGGGGCUCAAAAUUUUAGAAAUAGGAAAAUCCAAUGGAGUAGAGGAGAGCCAGUCAGAAGUCUUAAAGUCACCAAGCACAGCAAAUUCAUCUAAAGAGAAGGCUAACAAGGGAAAACCAGCUCGCGAGUAUGAAGCAAUGAAGAAGAAUCAUGGUGUUCAGGGUCUUACUGAAUUGAGAAACGAUCCAAAAACAGAUGGCCAAACACCCUCUCAUUGUGGACAAAUUGCCUCUGGAAACAAAAUUCCUGGUUUUUUAUCAAAUCAAAUUGAAGAGUGUGCAGCACCGGUAACACCAAGAAAUGCCUGGGUUCAAUGUGAUGAUUGUCAGAAGUGGAGGCGCAUAACAGCUUUACUUGCAGAUCAAAUAGAAGAAACAAACUGCAAAUGGAUUUGUAAGGACAACAAUGAUAAAGACUUUGCUGAUUGUUCAAUUCGUCAAGAGAAGUCAAAUUCAGCAAUCAACGCUGAGCUUGAAAUAUCUGAUGUCUCCGAAAAUGAGGAUGCUUCUUGUUCUCUCAGUCGCAGUCAUCCGGGAAAGAAGUCUAAAGUUGAUCAGAGCCCCUGUUGGAAAUUGAUCAAGUCAAACUUGUUUCUGCACCGUACUCGCAAAUCUCAGACCAUUGAUGAGGUCAUGGUUUGCCAAUGCAAGCCACCCUCAGAUGGUAGAAUGGGAUGUGAAGAUGGAUGUUUGAACCGAAUGCUUAAUAUUGAGUGUGUUCAAGGGACAUGCCCAUGUGGGGAACAAUGUUCAAAUCAACAGUUCCAGAAGCGGAAUUACACAAACUUGAAAUGGUUUAAAUGUGGCAAGAAGGGAUAUGGCUUACAAUUGCUUGAAGCUGUAUCAGAAGGACGUUUUCUAAUUGAAUAUGUUGGAGAGGUGCUUGAUAUGGAUGCUUAUGAGAAACGACAAAGUGAGUAUGCAUCCAAGGGUCAUAAACAUUUCUACUUCAUGACACUUUAUGGCGGUGAGGUAAUAGAUGCAUGUGCCAAAGGAAAUUUGGGUCGUUUCAUAAACCAUAGUUGCGAUCCAAAUUGCCGUACUGAGAAGUGGAUUGUAAAUGGAGAAGUUUGCGUUGGGAUUUUUGCAUUAAGGGACAUUAAGAAGGGUGAAGAAGUGACAUUUGAUUAUAAUUAUGUACGGAUCUUCGGUGCUGCUGCCAAAAAAUGUGUCUGUGGUUCUUCUCAGUGCCGAGGUUACAUAGGUAGUGAUACCUUAAAUGCUGAAAUAGUCGUUCAGGAUGAUUCAGAAGAUGAAUAUCCAGAGCCCGUGGUGGUUUUUGAAAACAUAGAUAUUGAUGAUGAAUUAAACUACGUGAAAUCAGCAGCAUGUUCGUUUAACCAUUCAGAAUUGAGAAAUGUUGAUGAAUCUCCAGAAAAAGAUAUUGUAAUUAAUGGACAGGGUUCUGUGCACUCACAGAACACCAUUGGAAUUAAAAAUGGCAAUCCAAUCUGUACAGAAAAUUUUGAGACUAACAUACAUUCUGCUGCUGUUGAGUGCUUGGUGACUACUGAGAUGAGUGAGAACUUGCUGGAUUCAUCUGCAUCUUCUACAAGGAGAGAGGAGACAUCUUCAAGUUUGGAGGGUUCAAGAGGGAUGCAGUCUUUCGAUGCUAAAGAAGAUGGGUUGGAGGGUGUCAACAAUUUACAAACAUCCCUGUGUUAUCCUGUGAAGUCAAAAACUCUUAGCAAGCAAUUUAAGAACAUAAAAUCUUGCUGUGCAAGAGUUAAGGCUGAAGCCUCGAAGCCUCCCCCUCUUGUGAAAACUCCUCAAGUUUCAUCUUUAGUGAAGAAAGCUAAACCCAAGAAUACAAAAACAUCACUGGCAAUAUAUAAUGGGCCUAAAUUGCCAGAAUUGAAAUCCAAGAAACUGUCAGAUGGGUCGUUAAAUAGCCGUUCUGAAGCUGUAGAAGAAAAGCUCAAUGAGUUACUAGAUACGGAAGGAGGAAUAAGUAAACGAAAAGAUGCAUCAAAAAGCUACCUGAAGCUUCUCCUUUUGACUGCUGCUUCAGGGGAUAGUGGCAAUAGUGAAACAAUUCAGAGCAACCGAGAACUUUCUAUGAUCCUAGAUGCACUCCUGAAGACAAAAUCUCGUACAGUUUUAGUCGAUAUUAUCAAUAAAAAUGGUUUGCAGAUGUUACACAACAUAAUGAAAAGAUACAGAAGGGAAUUCAAUAAGAUUCCAAUACUCAGAAAGCUGCUUAAGGUACUGGAAUAUCUAGCAUUAAGAGAGAUUUUAGCAUGUGAACACAUUAUUGGGAGCCCUCAUCGGCCUGGAGUGGAGAGCUUCAGAGACUCGAUAUUAAGCCUGACAGAGCACAUAGACAAACAGGUCCAUCAUAUCGCAAGAAGCUUUAGAGAUAGGUGGAUACCUAGACUACCCAGAAAAAGUUGUUUCAUGGACAGGGAUGAGGGAUGGACGACAGAGUUGCACUUACAUUCAAUGGUUGGAUCUACGGCCACAACAGAUGCUUGUGCACUAGAUUGCUCGUCUCUAGCUAGCUCUGGUCUUGGUGUCUCCAACAACAUGACAAGGGUACGUAAACGUAAAACUCAGUGUGAUCCAGAGUCUAAAACAAAUGAUGAUUGCCAGCAGGAUAUAAAUGACGAUGAUGCCCCUCCCGGCUUUUCAUCCCCCAUAAAUAACCCCAGAGAACAGUUUACUUCAACAUGGCCAGUCAUGGGACAUUGCCAACAUAGAUAUAAUCCAAACAUUCUGCUCUCGUUUGGAAUUCCUGUUAAUGAGGUGCGGCAAUUAGGGACACCUAUAAUUGAACCCUCGGAAGGCUGGGCCGUGGCUCCGGGCACGCCCUUCCAUCCCUUCCCUCCAUUGCCUACAUACCCAUAUCGCAGUAAGGGCAUUGUUCCUCCUGCUCCAAGUUCUGAAGUCCCACAUCAACCUGCUCGAACUCCGUGUGACCAUAAGAAUCUGCCCCAGCCUUUCAAAAAUUGUUUCCCAGAUUAUCCAUAUCAAACCAUGCAAAGUCCCACUGCAGGGGCAGGAAACCUGCCACCUGUGGCUGCAACUAGAGGGCACUCUCGUCCAUCGCCUGCCGGCUCUUUUAAGAUGGGAAAGAGAUACAUCAGGCAGCAAAGGUGGAGUGGCUCAAAAUUUCAACCUCGGCGAAGGGGUAGAAACAGUUGGGGAUAUUCAGGAAACCAUGGGAUGUGCAAUGCACGGUUCGGAGGCACGCCAAAUGAGUUUAGAUUUCGUGGCCAAGUGGAUGUUGGAUUCAAGGAGGGUCCUUGGAAUUUGUUACCCAAAUAUUAACUUCCUUUCCUACACAAAGAGAGCCUCAAUGUAGUUUCUUGUGGUCUUUUUUUUUUUUGCGACACGGGAUGAUAUUUGAUUAAUUUAUUGGUAUCUUAUUAGUUUCCAGGUAUAUGAGUAAUGGGACCAACAAUUAAUCUUGUUAUUCAUUCAUUGGAGUUUGAGAUGGAAGUACGCCAAAAAAUGAGUAUGUGUGCUUCAGCAAUUGAUCUGAAAAGUAUUUUGAGACUUGUUGGUUUAUUGACUUUUGAUUAGGUCUCAUCUAAUGAAAAGAUUCAAUGUAU